Papaver somniferum (opium poppy) is the source of this 539-nucleotide messenger RNA. RefSeq lists its product as uncharacterized. The transcript has a single exon. The record is from RefSeq and is a predicted model, not a curated record. NCBI's taxonomy places the organism in Eukaryota, Viridiplantae, Streptophyta, Magnoliopsida, Ranunculales, Papaveraceae. Bases 113 to 289 code for a protein of 58 amino acids.
UUCAUCGUCCCUCUGUCUACUGCUGUCUGGAAGGAACCGAAAACCCUAGUUUUGUUUGGUUUGUUUCGUUGAAAACCCUAGUUUAAUCAGAUAAGAAUUUGCAGGAACGAAAAUGGGGAUAAUUAGGAGUGGAUUUCAAUUCAUACUUUCUACGGGAUUUGGGAUUUAUAUUGCUCAGAAUUACAAUGUUCCAAACAUCAAAAAGCUUGUAAAUACUGGGAUGGUAAUGGCUAAACACAUCGAAGAGAAUUACAGGAAGCCGAAGAAGAGGGAAGAAGAAGAUGUAUAGAUAGUAGUUCAAGAGAAAAAGUAAGCGAGAUGGUUAUAGAGAAUCAACAACUCAGGUUCUUCUUAGUUUAAUUUUGAUUUUGAUUUUGAUUUUUUUCCCCUUGGUUAUGGUGAAAAAUACUAUAGUAGAUUCAACUGAAAUAUUAUUGUUCAAGAGUAUAUAGUUGAAGCUUUGAAUUACUACUGACUCAGUUUUUAAUGGGAAAUAUGCUUUGUUCUUUCUUUUAUUGAUUAAUGAAUGAUUUCUGCUA